This is a messenger RNA of Salmo salar (Atlantic salmon), 1355 nucleotides long. Lineage: Eukaryota; Metazoa; Chordata; Actinopteri; Salmoniformes; Salmonidae. The record is from RefSeq and is a predicted model, not a curated record.
AUUGGGAGACCCAGCAGGUGCUUGUGACUGAGGAGUCCUUUGACGCCCAGUACUAUGUGGCUCACAACAAAUAUUAUGAGCAGGUGCUUGUGCCCAAGAGGUCAGAGUUCAAGGGGAAGAUGAUUGAGGUGGAGAUCUUCGAGGCAGGCAAACACUUCCUGAAGGGAAGACCGCUGGACGGCUCUGAAGUGUUCACUCCCUCCAUCGCCGAGCCGCUGCAGAAGGGAGAGGUGUCUGGGCUAACUCAGGAGCAGCUGUCCCUCCAGCAGAAUGGAUCCGUCCCCUCCUCCGGCGUGCUGACUGCAUCCUGGAGCCCCUGGAGCUUGGACAGAGAGGGGCUGAAGCUGCUGUCCAUCAGCCUGGCUGUGGUGGCUAUCCUAGUGGUCUUCAUGUGGGAGAAACUCCACUGAGACUGAGGGAGCUGGAAGACUCGGACCUGGGCCUGUAUUCAUAAAGCGUCUCGGAGGAGGAGUGCUGAUCCAAGAUCAGGUCCCUCCUUUACAAUCAUCCUUAUAUUCUACGAGGCAAAACUGAUUCUAGAUCAGCAUUCAUACACUGAGACGCUUUAUGAAUAAGGGACCUGGGUCAAAUACAUAUGUAAAUUAUUUCCAAGUACUUUGUACUGGGCAAACUAAAUCAAGCGUAGCUCGAGUAUUUGAAAGAAUUUGACAUAUUUAUUUGGCCUGUAGGUUUGGUUGAAAUGGGUUUGGAUGGGUCUUAGUUUAGCUUUAUAUGAGAAGGACUUCUCUGUCUUGGACAAAGGGGGGAGGGGAGGGGAGGAAGGGAGGGGAGGAAACAAGGACAGGAUACAAGGAGAGGACAGUUUAAAGACAUGUUGUGUGAUACUCUGGUUUAAGGUGGUGGACAGUAGUACCUUCAAUUAAAAGUAUUUAUUUUUACCACAAUGAAACAGACACAGAUGAACGGUAUAUUUUUGGUAAUGAAUUGACAUGACUGUAAAAGCCCUCUCUGUGUCUGUCGUACUGUAGUACCACAUUGUGAUUGUUUAUGUGCCCUGGUCUGAAGUAGUUAGGGAACAGGGUGCUAUUUGGGAUGCUGUGAUGUACAGCAUGAACCUGCAUGGUGUUGGAUUCUAUUCAUGUACAUCCCAGCAGUGGAUCAUUCUCCUAUCCAGGGGACUUAUUGUCUGGCCUAGGUCCCUGUCCGCCUCUCAAAUGGCACCCUAUUCCCUUUAUAGUGCGCUACUUUUCACCAGGACCUAUGGGGUCUGGCCAAAGUAGUGCACUAUAUAGAAAAUAGAGUGUCAUUUGGGACACAGACUGACAGUGUUUUCUCAUCUUUGUUUGCAGCGUAAAGCUACCCUUAAUAAACCUUAAUAAACCACAACUCCAUGC